Onthophagus taurus is the source of this 1556-nucleotide messenger RNA. The record is from RefSeq and is a predicted model, not a curated record. Lineage: Eukaryota; Metazoa; Arthropoda; Insecta; Coleoptera; Scarabaeidae.
AAAAUAUUGAUACAAUUUACUUCACAUAAAAUCAAAUCGAGAAUAAAAUAUUUUUGGAGGAACAGGGGUGAGAGGGAACAAUAGACGUUACGCCACUGGAGCGUUCCAACCCUCUUGUUAAAAUCUGCGUUUGGAGGGUGCAUCUGUCACUACGUUUGCCUCGAUUCUAAGCCAGUUAACAGUGUCUCAGUGGCUGUGUUUCAAUGAUUUCUAUUAGAACUCCAUAAAAAAAUCAGUUUAUAAAGAAAUUAUGUGAAAUUUGUUGCAUUAAUAUACGUGUAGUUAACAAAAAACCACCCGUCUCGGAGAAAACGUCCCCCUAACUACAAUAAUUUAAUUAUCAUAAAAAAUCGAUUAUUUUUAAGGGUUUGUUUGAUUCAAAGAAGUUUUGACCAUUUCCUGUCGAAAAACGGAAUGAGAUAGAAACGGCCCGUGUUUGGUUUUUAUAAAUUCAUGAGUAAACACCGUCAAUAAUAAAUGAUCAAGUCGUUUGAGUGCGAAUCUUCGUCUGGGGACGAAACCACCACAGUAUACCCCAUCUCUCGGGCGGUGGUGGAACCGCCUCAAUGGCUAAGGGGUGGAACACCCUCCGCCUGGGGCUGGCAGCACCCGAAUUCUUCCGGUGGUGGUGGUGGUGGUGGUCCGAGUUCAUCAAUAUCAGCACCAAUCGAAGCUCCUAAUUUCCCACAAUUCGGUGGGCAUCAUUCAACAGAGGAAGGUCAAAUACCAGGACGAAGAACACCGUUAGGAGCAGUGGGAUUAGGAGGAUUUCAAUUUCAAGGUCCUCACAUUAAUCAUGGCCCACCAUCAGAUGAAAAUAACCCAGAUCCAACGCGACCUCAAAGUAGAUCACCACAAAAUCGAGCAAUGCAAAAUAACCCACAAGGAAAAGGAAAAAAUCGACAAGGAAAAUCGGUUCGAUUAAAUAUAAAUGCGCGAGAACGAAGACGAAUGCAUGAUUUAAAUGAUGCAUUGGAUGACCUUAGGGCUGUCAUACCAUACGCCCAUUCACCAUCCGUCCGGAAACUGUCCAAAAUAGCCACUUUACUUUUGGCUAAAAAUUAUAUUUUGAUGCAAGCGAACGCCUUGGAAGAAAUGAAACGAUUAAUAGCUUAUUUACAAGGAACCACAGCAAGUUCAACAAUCGUAGCACCUCCAGGAUUCGAUUUGCAAGGAUUUCCAGCCGCUGCUAAGUUUCUUCAGCAGCAGCAACAAUUACAAGCGGAAAAUGCGAGAAAUUCUGAAGGAAAUGAGUCGGGAAAUUGUAAUUUAUGAGAAAAAGAACGAACCGAAGUGUUUUAAUUUAGAAUCUAGUCUAACUUUAGUGAUACGCGACUGAUAUUACGUUCUCAGAGAUUGAAUUCACACUAGUCAAAUAAUGUGCCAAAUGUAAACAUUAGCAAUAAAUAUAAACAAAAAGAUGUAGGGUUAGGUUUUAGAUAAAAACGUGUUCUUUAUAAAUUCGUUUUAUUUAUUUUUCUUAUUUACGUAUUUAUGGAGAGGUGAUUAACUAAAAUAUUAAUUUAUUUAUUAAUUUUAGAUAUUUUAUGUUUCAA